Nyctereutes procyonoides (raccoon dog) is the source of this 2175-nucleotide messenger RNA. It is a transcript of the gene CFAP263, whose product is annotated as coiled-coil domain containing 113. Gene Ontology annotation, cellular component: ciliary basal body; axoneme. The record is from RefSeq and is a predicted model, not a curated record. The transcript is spliced from 10 exons. Gene Ontology annotation, biological process: cilium assembly. The coding region runs from base 723 to 1763 and encodes 346 amino acids. NCBI's taxonomy places the organism in Eukaryota, Metazoa, Chordata, Mammalia, Carnivora, Canidae.
CAGAGUAUCCGGUUGUAGCAGCGGAGCGGCUGUUACUUCACUAUGUCCGUGAACAGUUGAGGUCAGAACUGAGGUUAUUCCGAGCCUUUCCACCAUUUAUAAUACGCUUCUUGUGGAUACUUCAUCUCUCUGGUGCUGGAAGGAACAGCUGAGAAACAUAAACCAAAGCAAACAUCCGAAGAUUGUGGAUAUGUGGUAACUUCAAGCAUGUAGUAAUUCAGAAGGAAUUUCAUGAAUGGGUUCGAAGAUACUGGAAAGUGGAAUUUGUAGUUUCAUCUCAGCAACGAUUUUCAACAUAAUGCCAGUUUUUUCAGUUUCGUGGCUUAUUAGACAUUUGAAAAAAAUCAUAUUUAUUUUUUUUAAUUAUUUAUUUAUUCAUGAGAGACACACACACACACACACAGAGGCAGAGACACAGGCAGAGGGAGAAGCGGGCUUCAUGCAGGGAGCCCAAUGUGGGACUCGAUCCUGGAUCCCGGGACCACGACCAGAGCCGAAGGCAGCCGCCCAACCCCUGAGCCACCCAGGCGUCCCAAAAUCAGAUAUUUAAAUAGAACUUACUAUGUGCAAGGCACUGUUCUAAAGGCUUUGCCUUUCUUAUUGCAACUCUUCAUAAUAGGCACUGCUACUAUUCUCAUUUUACAGAUGAGGAAUUUGAGGUACCAAGCAGUUGAGUGUUUUGCAAAAGCUAUGGAAACUCUGCUCUCAAAACUGAGACAGAGAUGUUUGAGAAAUAUUAUAAUAAACUGGAGCCCAGGGAUCAGCGACAUCCACGAUUAUCAGAAAUUAUAAUAUCAGGAGCCGAAUUUGCACAGUUCCGAGGCAAGCAUAGAUCCAAAUCCCGUAUAGGUAUGGACCAUGUGAUAGGCCUCAGUUGUGACCAAAAAUGCGAGCUUGUACAAAGGGAGCUGGAAGACAUGAAGGACGAGAUCAGGCACAUGAGAGCAAAUGCCGAACGAGACCUGCAGCAUCAUGAGGCUAUCAUUGAGGAAGCUGAAAUCCGAUGGACUGAAGUUCAGAGAGCAGUGCAUGAGUUUAAAAAAGAUAUUCUCAAAACCAUAUCCAAGAAGAAAGGGAGUAUUUUGGCCACUCAGAAAGUGAUGAAGUACAUUGAGGACAUGAACCACCGGAGGGAUAAUAUGAAGGAUAAAUUACGUUUGAAAAAUGUUUCUCUCAAAGUACAGAGGAAAAAGAUGCUUUUACAAUUGAGGCAGAAGGAAGAGGUAGGCGAGGCCCUCCAUGAUGUUGAUUUUCAGCAGCUGAAGAUCGAGAAUGCUCAGUUUUUAGAGACAAUUGAAGCAAAGAAUCAAGAACUGAUCCAGCUAAAGCUGGCAUCUGGAAACACCCUGCAGGUCCUCAAUGCAUACAAAAGCAAGCUAUACCAAGCAAUGGAAAUGUCUGUCAAUCUGGACAAGGAGAUCUUGCUGAGAAAUGAGUUACUUGAAAAAAUUGAAAGAGAAACCCUACAAGUAGAGGAGGACCGGGCCAAGGCUGAGGCUUUGAACAAGAAGCUCCGCAAGCAGCUGGCUGAGUUCCGCUCACCGCAGGUGAUGUUAUAUGUGCAGGAGAAGAUCUUAAAUGGGGACCUGGAGAAGACCAUCAAGAUGUGGGAAAGGAAAGUGGAGAUAGCAGAGAUGUCCUUAAAAGGCUACCGCAAGGCAUGGAAUAAAAUGAAAACCACCAAUGAGCAGUUGCAGGCACUUUGCCCCUCCCAGGAAAUAGCCAGAGGGAGGCCACGGCUGCAGACCAGAGUGAUCCAUUAAAGUAAUCAGCUCCUUUCCAGUCAAGGGGUCCUCUCACUGUUCCCUGUGCUGCUUGGUGUCCCCGACUCUCCAGUCGGACUGCUGAGCACUUCCCAGGCCACAUUUGCCUGUGGGGAGUGUGGCUAAUUUCAUACCCUGGCCCCUGGAACCGUUAACACUGAAAGAACCACAGGGCACUCUAAUGGUUUGACACUUGUUAGCCCACAUUUAGUUCACAAGCACAAAUGAAAGUGACCUUCCCGCAUGUAGGAGUGGGACAGAGGAGGGAGAGCCCACCCAUUAUGCACUGUGGGCCUGUCCAUGGCAGCCCAGGUGUGCAACUAUCAAAAAACAGACACCAAAAUAGCAUGGUGACUGCCUGGCACUCAGCAUUCUGAGCUUACUCUUCAGUUGAGAGAUUUAGGUCCUUGAC